ACUGAUUCAAGCAAAAUGGCGGACGACAAAGGACACGAGGAUGGUAAGGGCGACGAAGACGGCCGGGGGGGACAUGAAAAUGGCGAACAAUUGGCAAAUGGAGAAGAAGAUGAUAGUGAAUUUGAUGAUCCUGAGGGAUUUGUAGACGAUAUUUCUGAUGAAGAUUUGUUGGGUGAUGUGCUGUCCCAAAAACGGGGGGGAAUAGAAGGCACRGAGUCCAUCAUUGUUGUAGAUAAUGUACCAGUAAUAGGACAGGAUAGAUGUGAGAAAUUAAAGAAUGUUAUCAGGAAAGUAUUUUCUAGGGGGGGUAAAAUCACCUCAGAGUACUAUCCCAUGGAUAACGGCAUGACCAAAGGGUUUAUAUUCCUGGAGUUUUCUAAUGCUGCUGAUGCUUCAAGAGCAGUAAAGACAGCCAAUGGAUACAAAUUAGACAAACACCAUAUUUUUGCCGUCAACCACUUUGAAGACUUUAGCAAGAAAAUCUGCGUUCUUGGCUGCUUGAUCAAGACUGUAACGAUCAGUAUUCUGUUAUCCAUGGCGACAAGACAUCAAUCUUAUGGAACAGUCCACAGGAACCAAUUAUGGUUAAAGAACGACCAAACUGGACAGAAACCUACACACUGUGGUCCCCUAAAGGCACAUACCUGGCCACAUUUCAUGGACAGGGCGUGGCACUAUGGGGAGGAGAGGAAUUUAAACGAAUUAUGAGGUUUAGUCAUCCUGGAGUACAACUUCUUGACUUCUCACCGUGUGAAAGGUAUCUUGUCAGUUUUAGUCCCAUUGCAAGUAAUCCAGAAGACCCUUCAGGAAUCAUAAUUUGGGAUAUAAGAACAGGACACAAGAAGCGUGGAUUUCACAGUGGAGAUACAUCACAGUGGCCUGCCUUCAAGUGGUCCCAUGAUGGCAAUUUCUUUGGUCGCAUGGCAACUGAUAGUAUAAGUAUAUAUGAGACACCGUCAUUUGGUCUUCUUGAUAAAAAAAGUCUAAAAGUGGAAGGAGUAAAGGAUUUUCAGUGGUCACCAACAAAUAAUUACAUUGCUUACUGGACACCAGAAGACAAAGAYACACCAGCAAGAGUAGUAAUCAUGCAGAUGCCAAGCAGAAAUGAAAUUAGAGUUAAAAACUUGUUCAAUGUUUCUGAUUGUAAAAUGUAUUGGCACAAUAAAGGAGACUACUUGGCUGUGAAGGUUGAUAGGUACACUAAAAGUAAAAAGGCAUUGUAUUACAACUUUGAGCUGUUCAGAAUACGAGAAAGACAAAUACCUGUAGAAAGUGUGGAGAUGAAAGAACCUAUCAUGGCGUUUGCGUGGGAGCCCAAUGGAUCAAAGUUUUGUGUAAUACACGGCGAAUCACCAAGAAUAACAGCAAGUUUUUACAACAUGGAGAAUCAAGGCAGCGUGGAGUUACAAAAAACCUAUGAGAAAAGACAAGCCAACAAUAUCUUCUGGUCUCCUAAUGGACAGUAUUGUGUUUUAGCAGGCCUGCGCAGCAUGAAUGGUAUCUUGGAGUUCCAUGACACAUCUGACUGGGUUUGUAUGAACCAAGCUGAGCACUUCAUGGCUACUGACGUUGAAUGGGAUCCUACUGGACGUUUUGUAGCAACAUCAGUCAGCUGGUGGGCACAUAAGGUGGACAAUGGGUACUUUAUUUGGUCAUUCCAAGGAAAGCUGUUACAAAGACAUGCCCUUGAUCAGUUCUGCCAGUUGCUAUGGAGACCGCGACCUCCAACUCUUCUUAGUGAAGCAGAUCUAAAGAAACUAAAGAAAGAAAUGAAGAAAUACCAAAAGCAGUUUGAGAUCAAAGACAGGAUGAGCCAGUCCAGGGCUUCAAAGGAAAUCAUUGAACGUCGCCGACGCAAGAUGAAAGAAUUUGAAGGCUACAGACAGAAGAAAAUUAAUGAGUACCAGCAACAAAAAAAGCAACGUAUGGAAAUGCGACAAGGUUUGGAGACAGACAAUCUUGAAGGCAUUUCUAAAGAGGUCGAUGUAGAAACAAUUGAAUUCUUUGUCAAGGAAGAAGUAACCGAGGUNACAAAGUUUAAUAUCUUAUUGAAGCUAGUGACACUUGAAGUUAUUCAAUCAUAUACUCUCACCAGCAGCAUUCAUAUGAACAUGAAAACCUUGCCAAGCAGGGAAAAAUGA
Exaiptasia diaphana is the source of this 2141-nucleotide messenger RNA. Its product is annotated as eukaryotic translation initiation factor 3 subunit B. Gene Ontology annotation, cellular component: eukaryotic translation initiation factor 3 complex. Gene Ontology annotation, biological process: translational initiation. Gene Ontology annotation, molecular function: RNA binding; translation initiation factor activity; translation initiation factor binding. The record is from RefSeq and is a predicted model, not a curated record. Lineage: Eukaryota; Metazoa; Cnidaria; Anthozoa; Actiniaria; Aiptasiidae.